Molecule: messenger RNA, 3157 nt
Organism: Penaeus monodon (black tiger shrimp)
Lineage: Eukaryota; Metazoa; Arthropoda; Malacostraca; Decapoda; Penaeidae
Gene: Rs1
Product: probable ATP-dependent RNA helicase DDX27
Exons: 14
Coding region: 84-2471 (795 amino acids)
Molecular function (GO): ATP binding; RNA helicase activity; nucleic acid binding
Source: RefSeq, a predicted model, not a curated record
CGCAGUUGUGUGUGGAAGGCAAUAAACACACGUGUGGUUGUUGUGGAUUGUGUGGUAGUUGGUGAUUUUGUUAUACAGCAAAAAUGGUGAAACAAAGUGAAAGAGACAGCAAAAUAAAAAUGCACCCUCCAGUGGUUAAUUCUAAUGGCCAGUGUGAACUCAGACCACCAGUAUUUGUGAGCAACGAUGAUGAGGAUGAAGACCCCAAUGAAUUUCCUGGUGUCGUUGAUUUGAACACUGUGUAUGCUAAUAUGUCCAACUCUGAGUUUGGUCCAGGUACCAUUAAUUCAGAUGAGGAGUAUGCAGGAGACAGUGAUGAGGAUAACCUCAAGAUUGCAGACGUAGAAGGUGGCACAGACUUCUUUGCAGGUUUCAAGACUAAUUACAAGUACAGUGAUACAUGGGAUACAAUCAUCAGUUAUCUGAAACCCAAGACAACUGUAGAUGUAAAAAAUACUGUUGCCAAGGUUGUACAAAGAGAGAAGGAGGAAAAGAAGAUAAGGAAGCAGGCAAAAAAGGACAAUGAUAUAGAAGAUGAAGGUUCCAGCUCAGAUUCAGAUCUAGACAUAGGAGAUGAUAAUGAAUAUGACUUGGAUAUUGACAAGUUGAAACUAAAGGACAGUGAAGCCAAACGAAUGGAGAGGCUGAAGACAUCACAAAAGAAGGAAAAAAAAACUCCAGAGGAGAUUGAGAAAGAGAUAGAGGAGGCCAAGUAUUUUGAGACAGCCAUUCCUUGUGAAGCGGGCAGCACCACCUUCUUGGAAAUGAACUUCUCAAGACAAAUUAUGAAGGCAAUCGAAGGCAUGGGUUACCAAAAUCCCACCCCAAUCCAGGCCACCACCAUCCCCAUUGCUCUCCAGGGACGGGAUAUUUGUGGCUGUGCAGCUACAGGUACCGGAAAGACAGCUGCCUACAUGCUCCCCAUUCUGGAACGAUUACUAUUUAAACCCAAGGAAGACUUGGCGACCAGAGUACUAGUGCUGCUGCCAACCCGUGAAUUGGGCAUCCAGGUGUUUGAAGUGACCAAAGAAAUGUCAAAAUUCACCUCAAUCACUGUCGCCCUCUGUGUCGGUGGUCUUGAUGUCCAGAUCCAAGAACACGCUCUAAGACAGAUCCCUGACAUUGUCAUUGCUACACCAGGACGACUUAUCGAUCACCUCCUCAAUGCUCCUAACUUCCACAUGAAGAAAAUUGAGAUCCUGGUUUUGGAUGAAGCUGAUCGUAUGUUGGAGGAGAAUUUCGAAGAACAGAUGAGAGAGAUUAUAAAGCAGUGUGCAACAACCCGUCAGACUAUGCUCUUCUCAGCCACAAUGACAAGUCAAGUUAGAGAGUUGGCUAUUAUGUCUCUUAAGGAUCCUGUUAAGGUCUUUAUAAACAACAACACAGAUGUUGCACAGAAUCUUCGACAAGAGUUUGUUCAUAUUCAUAAAGGACAAUCAAAUUUACGUGAUGCAGUCUUAGUUUACCUGGUCCUUCGUUGCUUCAAAUCAAAUACAAUUAUCUUCACUCCAACUAAGGUCUUAGCACAUCAUAUACAUAUUUUACUCACGACCUUUGGAGUAGAUUCUGGAGAACUUCAUGGUGACCUCAAGCAAACGGACCGUGUUCUAACCCUCAAAAAUUUCAAGGAUGGGAAAAUUGAUGCUCUAGUUGCAACUGAUGUUGCUGCUCGUGGUCUUGACAUUGCAGGAGUCCAAACAGUCAUCAAUUACACUGUACCAGCAAUAUACAGCCGUUAUGUUCAUCGUGUUGGUCGCACUGCAAGAGCUGGACGGUGUGGUCGUUCUGUCAGUAUAGUUGGGGACAAAGAAUUCAAAAUGUUGAAAGAUAUUAGAAAAUUAUCCAAAACACCAUUAUAUGAAAGAGUGUUAGACAAAAAAAUUCUCUCAAAGGUACAUGCCAAGUUGAUCAAAAUGAAGCCAGUCAUCCAGAAAGUCUUGCAAGAGGAAGAGGUUGACAAGCAGUUGCGGAAAGUAGAGAACACUAUAGAUGCCAUAGAGAAAAGGCUCGAGAAUCCAGAGCGUGAGAGAGUCUGGAUGGAUAGCAAGGAUGGUAAACCUAUGAGCAAAAACAAGAAACGGAGGUUGAAACAAAAGGAAAUGUUACUGAAGAAGAGGAAAGGUGAAGAGGAUGAGCCUUCACGUCCACUGUCAAAGAAACAGAAGAAGCAGCAGAAGAAACAGGAGCUUGAGAAACUGGUUGGAGGGAAGGCAGGAAAGGGUAAAAUGAAAAUGAAGUCCCUCCGAUGCAGAGACCAGGAUGAAGAUGGGAAAUACAGAGCACCAGCAGGAAGAGACAGGGACAGAGGUACAGCACGAUUCAGGAAGGAUAACCCACAGGAUGGUGAUAAGUCAUCCUUCUCUCGGGAAUUGACGAGCGUUAGCAGAAAGUCCCUCAAGAAAUUCCGUGGAACAGGUGCCAGCAUGCAAGGCGUGUACAGGUCUCAUAAGGGCAAAAAGCAGAGGAAAUAGAUAGGGAUGUUAUUUUUUAUUUCCUUUUUUUUUCCCAUUAUUUUCUCUCCUUUCUUGUAUAUAAUGGGCAGAGGAAAUUCUUUGUUUGUAUUUAUAUGAGGGGGGGAAUAGUGAUAGAUAUAUAUCUUCAUUAUUGUUUUCCAUGUUUUCAUUGUCAGUGGUUGUUAUUGAUGCUUUUAUUGAUCUUUUCUUGAUAUUUCAUUACAUCAUUAUUUUUCUUAUUAAUAGUACGACAAUGCUGUUUCACUUCUAUCUCUAAUAUGGCCAUUUACACUUGUAUCAAGAGUAUGGAAAACAGAAUGUCCUUUCAUUAGCAAAGUUCACUUUAUGGCUCCUUUUCUGUUUAUAAACAAUAAGCAUUUAUCACACUAAAAUAUAGAUACUGAUAUGUCAUGAGCAGUUACCAGGUUUCCAUGGGAGACAUUGGUAGAAAAACCCACAAUUCAAAAACUAGAAUUAUUGAAAUUUUUAUGAACUGCUAUAAUACCAGGAAGGUAUUCCAUAAUUUCUGUUAUUAUGUUAUCCUUUUCAAAUAUAAUACCAAGAGAAACAGCCAUAUUUUAUAAAGAAAUACAGAUGAAUACAAGAAUUUUUUUUUAUCUCUGGAACUGAUAUUAUCUACACAUAAGAAUGUUAUUCAUAAAAUGAAUGUAUCCUGACCAUGAUAAUAAAUGUGUAGUAACAUG